Molecule: messenger RNA, 1632 nt
Organism: Beauveria bassiana ARSEF 2860
Lineage: Eukaryota; Fungi; Ascomycota; Sordariomycetes; Hypocreales; Cordycipitaceae
Product: GABA permease
Exons: 2
Coding region: 1-1632 (543 amino acids)
Biological process (GO): transmembrane transport
Cellular component (GO): membrane
Molecular function (GO): transmembrane transporter activity
Source: RefSeq, a predicted model, not a curated record
AUGACUUCCGAGGAUAGUAUACAGGAGCACCCCCAUGGUGAAAAGGCCGAAGGCGAUAUUGCUGUAACGUCGCCGGCGUCGCGGGAGCACGCGCGCGAAGAAGGCGCCUGCGAGGAAUGCGACGUCUACAAGUCAACAUACGAUGAUGCGCAGGCCAUGAAGCGCAUGGGCCGGAGGCAGGAGCUCGUGCGGCACUACCGCGUCUUCUCGAUGGUGUCCUUUGUCGGCAUGGCCACGGCCGCCUGGGAAAUGACUCUGUACCAGAUCACGCCGGCGCUGCGGGACGGCGGGCUCCCCGCGCUCGUGUACUCCAACAUUUGGAUCUUUUGCGCCUUUGUCCCCGUGGUGCUCAGCCUGGCCGAGAUGUCGAGCAUGGCCCCCAUUGCCGGCGCGCAGUACCACUGGGUGUCCGAGUUUGCGCCGGAAAAGUAUCAAAAGUUUCUGAGCUACCUAACGGGCUGGACAUCUACUCUUGCGCUGCAAGCUGGCAACGCGUCUGGGCUGUUUCUCAUCGGCACUCUGGUACAAGCAAUUAUCCAAAUUCACAAGCCCGGCUACUCGUUUGAAAACUGGCACGGCACGCUCCUCGCCGUCGCCGUCUGCUGUCUCACGGUUGUCGCCAACGUCUACGGCUCCAAGAUGCUGCCGCACUGGCAGAACCCCAUCUUUGCCAUCAACAUCCUCGCCUACUUUGCCUUUAUCAUACCCGUCUGGUGCAACGCGCCCAGCACCACCUCGGAGCAUGUCUGGACGCAGUGGGAAAACUCGGGCGGCUGGUCCAGCCUGACCGUCGCCGUGCUCGUUGGCCAGCUUCCCGCCAUCACGUCGCAGACUGGCAUGGACGCCGCCGCCCACAUGUCGGAAGAGGUGCGCAAUGCGUCGUCGUCGGUACCCAAGGUCAUGAUUAGCGUGUUUUGCAUCAACUUUUUCCUCAACAUCAUGACCGUCAUCACGCUCUGCUACCACAUCCCCGACGUCACGGCGGCGCUCAACGAGCCGACCUUGUAUCCCGCCAUCUGGGUCCUCAAGCAGUCCAUGUCGGAUGCGUGGCUUACGGCUCUCCUGGUCGUGCAGUGCAUCUUUUUGCUCUUUUCCAAUUUUUCGUACCUGGCUGCUGUCAGCCGCGACCUGUUUGCCUUUGCGCGCGACAAGGGCCUGCCCUACUCGGAAUGGCUGGCCAAGGUGGACAAGGAGCGCAAGAUUCCAAUCAACGCCUAUUACAUGACGGCCGCUUUUGCCGCGCUUCUCAGUCUAAUCUACAUUGGCAGUCCGGUCGCGCUCUAUGCCAUUGGCUCGUUGCUGGCCUGCGCAAUCAUGCAGUGCUUUUGCUUCUCCAUUAGCUGCGUGCUUUGGCGCCGCAUCUACCACCCGCAGACCCUGCCGCAUGCCCGCUUCUCGCUUGGGAAGCUGGGUAUUCCCAUCAAUGUUGUGGCCGUUUUCGUCGUGGCAUGGAGCUUCUUCUGGGCCUUUUGGCCUCAGGAGUAUCCGGUCACGCCGAGUGGCUUCAAUUGGUCCGUGGGAAUCUUUGUCCCAACAAUUGUGGUGGCCUUGAUUUAUUACGUCGUCAAGGGUCGCCAUGUAUACGAAGGUCCUGUCGUUUUGGUCGAGGGGAGAAAAAUGCACGUUGCCUAG